AUGUCAAAAGUUACAUCUGUUAAAGAUGAACCCUUGCAAAGCAUAGAAAAGAUAGCCCCUUCCUCAGCCUUCCCCGCGAGCGGACGCGUACCGCCCGAGCGCCCGCGCCUGCGCCCGCCGGCCCGGUUCCUCUCUUGUCUCUCCUCAGUCGGCCCAGUCCUCGUCCCGCGCGUCCCGCCGCCCCGCGCCAAGAAAAAUGUGGUGACAGGCCCCCGGAUAACCCCGAGUCACCGCCGUGAGGCCUACAGCUCUGCCGGGGAGGAGGAGGAGGAAAAGAAUGUUUCUCCAUCGCAGAGAGAUGAAGUGAUUCAGUGGCUGGCUAAACUCAAGUACCAAUUCAACCUUUACCCAGAAACACUUGCUCUGGCUAGCAGUCUUUUGGACAGGUUUUUAGCUACUGUAAAGGCCCACCCAAAAUACUUGAGUUGUAUUGCAAUCAGCUGUAUUUUCCUAGCUGCCAAGGCUGUUGAGGAAGAUGAGAGAAUUCCAGUACUGAAGGUUUUGGCAAGAGACAGUUUCUGUGGGUGCUCUUCAUCUGAAAUUCUGAGGAUGGAGAGAAUUAUUCUGGAUAAGUUGAAUUGGGAUCUUCACACAGCCACACCGUUGGAUUUUCUUCACAUUUUUCAUGCCAUUGCAGUGUCAACUAGGCCUCAGUUACUUUUCAGUUUGCCCAAACUGAGCCCAUCUCAACAUUUGGCAGUCCUUACCAAGCAAUUGCUUCACUGUAUGGCCUACAGCCAACUUCUGCAGUUCAAAGGAUCCAUGCUUGCUCUAGCCAUGGUUAGUUUAGAAAUGGAGAAACUCAUUCCUGAUUGGCUUCCUCUUACAAUUGAACUGCUUCAGAAAGCACAGAUGGAUAGCUCCCAGUUGAUCCACUGUCGGGAGCUUGUGGCACAUCACCUUUCUACUCUGCAGUCUUCCCUGCCUCUAAAUUCCGUUUAUGUCUACCGUCCCCUCAAGCACACCCUGGUGACCUGUGACAAAGGAGUGUUCAGAUUACAUCCCUCCUCUGUCCCAGGCCCAGAUUUCUCCAAGGACAACAGCAAACCAGAAGUGCCAGUGAGAAGUAGAGCAGCCUUCUGCCAUCACCUCCCAGUUGCCAGUGGGUGCAAGCAUACCUCUGCUAAACGCAAAGUAGAAGAAAUGGAAGUGGAUGACUUAUAUGAUGGAAUCAAACGGCUCUAUAAUGAAGAUAAUGGUUCAGAAAAUGUGGGUUCUGUGUGUGGCACUGAUGUAUCAAGGCAAGAGGGACAUGCUUCCCCUUGUCCACCUUUGCAGCCUGUUUCUGUCAUGUAG
Manis javanica (Malayan pangolin) is the source of this 1296-nucleotide messenger RNA. The record is from RefSeq and is a predicted model, not a curated record. NCBI's taxonomy places the organism in Eukaryota, Metazoa, Chordata, Mammalia, Pholidota, Manidae.